Molecule: messenger RNA, 3615 nt
Organism: Falco peregrinus (peregrine falcon)
Lineage: Eukaryota; Metazoa; Chordata; Aves; Falconiformes; Falconidae
Gene: TRPC7
Product: transient receptor potential cation channel subfamily C member 7
Exons: 11
Coding region: 19-2553 (844 amino acids)
Biological process (GO): calcium ion transmembrane transport; manganese ion transport; regulation of cytosolic calcium ion concentration
Cellular component (GO): membrane; cation channel complex
Molecular function (GO): store-operated calcium channel activity; inositol 1,4,5 trisphosphate binding; protein binding
Source: RefSeq, a predicted model, not a curated record
AACAGCAAUUAUAAAAACAUGCAUCGAAGGCACACAACCCUUCGGGAGAAGGGCCGGAGGCAGGCCAUCCGGGGCCCAGCCUACAUGUUCAAUGAGAAAGGCACCAGCCUGACUGCAGAAGAGGAACGUUUUCUCGAUUCUGCAGAAUAUGGCAACAUUCCUGUUGUGCGAAAAAUGCUGGAGGAAUCCAAAACCUUGAACUUCAAUUGUGUCGAUUAUAUGGGACAAAAUGCUCUUCAGUUAGCUGUAGGGAAUGAGCACCUGGAAGUGACAGAGCUCCUCCUCAAAAAGGAGAAUCUCGCUCGAGUCGGAGAUGCGCUUUUGUUAGCCAUCAGUAAAGGAUACGUGCGCAUUGUGGAAGCAAUAUUGAACCACCCAGCCUUUGCACAAGGACAGCGUCUCACACUCAGCCCCCUUGAGCAGGAACUGAGAGAUGAUGAUUUUUAUGCUUAUGAUGAAGAUGGAACUCGGUUCUCCCAUGACAUUACCCCUAUCAUACUUGCUGCCCACUGCCAGGAGUAUGAAAUUGUUCACAUCUUACUUCUAAAAGGCGCGCGGAUUGAAAGGCCACAUGACUAUUUUUGCAAGUGCAAUGAAUGUAUUGAGAAACAGAGGAAAGAUUCCUUUAGUCACUCUCGAUCGAGAAUGAAUGCCUACAAAGGAUUAGCCAGUGCUGCUUAUUUGUCUCUUUCCAGUGAAGACCCUGUCCUUACUGCUUUAGAGCUAAGCAAUGAAUUGGCCAGACUAGCGAACAUUGAAACUGAAUUUAAGAACGACUACAGGAAGCUAUCUAUGCAAUGCAAGGACUUUGUCGUGGGGGUGCUGGACCUGUGCAGAGACACAGAAGAAGUAGAGGCCAUUCUGAAUGGAGAUGUGAACAUACAGUUGUGCCCUGAGCACCACCGGCCAAGUCUGAGCAGGAUUAAACUUGCUAUUAAAUAUGAGGUCAAGAAGUUUGUUGCUCACCCCAACUGCCAGCAGCAAUUGCUCACCAUGUGGUAUGAAAACCUCUCAGGCUUACGGCAGCAAUCUAUAGCUGUGAAGUUCUUGGCUGUCUUUGGGGUCUCCAUUGGCCUGCCCUUCCUUGCCAUAGCCUACUGGAUCGCUCCCUGCAGCAAGCUGGGACGGACCCUCCGAAGUCCUUUCAUGAAGUUUGUGGCACAUGCAGUUUCUUUUACAAUCUUCCUUGGACUGUUAGUAGUGAAUGCUUCAGAUCGGUUUGAAGGAGUAAAAAAUCUCCCCAACGAGACCAUCACGGAUCAUCCAAAACAAAUAUUUAGAGUCAAAACGACUCAGUUCUCAUGGACAGAAUUGCUGAUCAUGAAGUGGGUAUUGGGCAUGAUAUGGUCAGAGUGCAAGGAGAUCUGGGAAGAGGGUCCACGGGAAUAUGUGGUGCAUCUCUGGAACCUGCUGGACUUUGGGAUGCUGUCCAUCUUCGUGGCAUCGUUCACUGCCAGGUUCAUGGCUUUUCUCAAAGCGACUGAAGCACAACAGUACGUAGAUCAGUACGUUCAAGACGAUGACCUCAAUAAUGUCACCCUUCCCCCUGAAGUUGCUUACUUUACUUAUGCCAGGAACAAGUGGCUUCCCUCGGAUCCUCAGAUCAUUUCAGAAGGACUGUAUGCCAUAGCUGUGGUACUCAGCUUCUCCCGCAUUGCUUACAUUCUUCCAGCCAACGAAAGCUUCGGCCCCCUGCAGAUCUCUUUGGGGAGGACUGUGAAGGAUAUCUUCAAGUUCAUGGUCAUCUUCAUCAUGGUGUUCCUGGCCUUCAUGAUCGGAAUGUUCAACCUUUACUCUUACUACCUUGGUGCAAAAUACAACCCUGCGUUUACAACGGUAGAAGAAAGUUUUAAAACCUUAUUCUGGUCAAUAUUUGGCUUAUCUGAAGUGAUAUCUGUGGUGCUGAAGUACGACCAUAAAUUCAUUGAGAAUAUUGGAUAUGUACUCUAUGGAGUAUACAACGUGACUAUGGUGGUGGUGCUGCUUAAUAUGCUAAUAGCCAUGAUCAACAACUCCUAUCAGGAAAUUGAGGAGGAUGCGGAUGUGGAGUGGAAAUUUGCACGUGCCAAGCUCUGGCUAUCCUACUUUGAUGAAGGAAGGACUUUACCGGCUCCUUUUAAUCUAGUGCCAAGCCCUAAAUCGUUUUAUUAUCUCAUACUGAGAAUAAAAAUGUGCCUCAUAAAACUCUGCAAAUCUAAGGCCAAAAACUGUGAAAAUGAUCUUGAGAUGGGGAUGCUGAAUUCCAAACAACGGAAAGUUCGUUUUCACGCUAGCACUCGAAAUGCAGAAAUUUUUUCUGGGAAGAAUGCUUAUAACAAGCCUACAAGAUAUCAGAAAAUAAUGAAACGUCUGAUUAAGCGGUAUGUACUGAAGGCUCAGGUUGACCGAGAAAAUGACGAGGUCAAUGAAGGAGAACUUAAGGAGAUUAAGCAAGAUAUUUCUAGUCUCCGCUAUGAACUCUUAGAGGAAAAGUCACAAGCUACUGGUGAGCUGGCAAGACUAAUACAGCAGCUGAGCGACAAAUUUGGGAAGGACUUAAAUAAGGACAUUUGAUGGUGAACACAGAGAAAGGCAACUGGUUUUCUAAUCAUUCUUCAGUGUCAACCAGCAUCUUAGGAGGGCAAAAACCAUGUAAAAGGUGGGAACUGCACUCUCAACUUCUGCUAACUAGCAAGUAUUGGUAGGAGCAUUUUGCAUUGCUCCUGUGCAAGGUGAGUUACCAGUUAAAUCUUUUCUGAUACAAAGGUGACUUACUGGUACAAAUAUGUGCACUUUGGUGCUGGAAAUAGACGCACCAUAUGGAAGGCACCUCUAUUUAAAGGCAAAAAAGCCAGAUCUUCAUCCAUCUGACUCUAGUGAAAACAAUGCAACUGUGCUCAUUUAUACCAACAGAGACUGUACUGAUCAGAAUUGGGUGAAGUCUGAAGAAAAAAUGUGCCAAGCAUAUUCCUUGAAAAGUUUAAACAAUUCCUAUCCUUGGGUGUGUACUCUCCUUUUAUGUUUACACUGGCAUCCAUGAAGAUAACUUUGAACAGCACUGUGGUUAAUGAAAAUCAAAUGAGAAAUCAUCUGCUGAAACAACCAAGGUGAAGUACGGCAGGUAGAGGUCAUCUGCAUUUGAGACUGGAUGACAGUGUUGGAAAAAAAAAAAUCAAGGUUGUUGUGUAAAAUGUCCUUUCACCCUUCUGCUACAAUCUGACAAAAGGAUUCAAUCAAAAACUCCUUUUCACCUUUUCCAGCUGUAUUAGCUCAUCCACUAAAGGGUAUGGCCUGUUUGUACACACCUAGCCUCUCUUUUAUUCUUAGAGGAUCCAAGCUUCAACAACAGUCUACUGAAAUAUCAAUAAUAAUGUGAAACUCACUUCCCAGGAAUAUCCAGAAAUGAGAUACAUUGUGCUAAUGUGUUCGGGUCAAGGAACAGCGUUAAUCCAGCGACAGUGAUGCGGCUGAGCUCAGCUUUCAGAUUCCAGAUGUCAAACAGCAAGCCACAGGGUGAGACAAAUCAUGAGGAGCAUAGCCCAGCAGUUUCAAAACUUUAAAUCAAUACAAAAAGUCUUCAAUUCAACUAAGAACAUUCUGUGGGAAAAAAAAAAAAAAGAAAUAAAGGAAAAAUAA